Messenger RNA from Closterium sp. Naga37s-1, 1416 nucleotides. The record is from the annotation of a GenBank genome assembly. Lineage: Eukaryota; Viridiplantae; Streptophyta; Zygnematophyceae; Desmidiales; Closteriaceae.
AUGGCCGCCGAUCACGGCGACAGCAGCAAUCAAGCAGCACCGGAGAAUCCUGCCGAGUCGUCGGGGAAGAAUCACAGCAACACGAGUGAACAGAAAUCGGACGGACAGGAAGAGAGGAGGCCUUCAGGCAACGAACCUGCUGGAAUCGAAAGCGAAGCUUCGGCUUUUCAAAUAGAAACGAAGUUGCAAGAAUCAACAGAGGAGACUGCAGACAAGGAGAAGACAGGGAAGGGAGAGAAGGACGGAAGAGACGGGAAAGAAGGAGGAGGGGAAGAAGAGGAAGACGAAGAGGAAGAUGCGAUUGAUCCGCAGAAUCCGCGAGGACGCUUGCUGAUGGCAAAGCAUGCCAAGUACAUAAAAAACCUGGACAAAAAAACAGAGGGGACCGAGUACGUGGCAACGGAGCAUCUGAGGAUGAGCGGGGCGUACUGGGGGUUGACAGCGAUGGAUCUUAUGGGGAAACUAAAGGACAUGCACAGCCCUACUAUGCUCCCCUGGCUGCUCUCCUGCCAGCAACCCAACGGAGGUUUCGGUGGCAGCAAAGGGCAUGAUUCUCACCUGCUCUACACACUCAGUGCCGUCCAGAUCCUCGCACUACUGAACAAACUGGAUGCUGUGGAUGCCGACCGCAUUGCCACCUACGUAGCAGGGCUACAGCAGCCGGAUGGGUCUUUUAUAGGAGACGAAUGGGGAGAGGUGGAUACUCGCUUCUCCUACUGCGCCAUUUCCUGCCUCUCUCUCCUCGAUCGCACACACGCCAUCGAUCUCCCUGCAGCCGUCCGAUUCAUCGCCAGCUGUCAGAAUUUCGACGGCGGAUUUGGGUCCGUUCCGGGUGGCGAGUCGCACGCAGGGCAGAUCUUCUGCUGCGUGGCCGCAUUGGCAAUAGCUGGCGCGCUCUCAUUGGUCGAUCGGGAUCUCCUGGGCUGGUGGCUGUGUGAGCGGCAGGUGCCAGCAGGAGGGCUGAACGGACGACCUGAGAAGCUGCCAGAUGUGUGCUACUCCUGGUGGGUUCUCUCCAGCCUUGUGCUCAUCGACAGGGUGCACUGGAUCAGUGCGGAGAAGCUUCAGCACUUUAUUCUACAAUGUCAGGAUGAGGAGAGGGGUGGCAUCUCAGACCGACCCAACGACAUGGUGGAUGUGUUCCAUACCUUCUUUGGCAUCGCUGGCCAGAGUCUGUUGGAGUACCCCAAUCUCAAGCCAGUGGACCCAGCUUAUGCGCCACCUGUAGAUGUUCUCACCCGUCCGCUUUUCCCACUAUCCUUCCCCCCAACGACCUACCUCUCUCCCCGUUUCAUGUCAGGCCUGAGUCUGUUGGAGUAUCCCAAUCUCAAGCCGGUAGACCCAGCGUAUGCACUUCCUGUGGAUGUUGUGGAUAGGGUUUUCAGAGACAGGGAGUUGAAGCACCUGCAAGCUUAG